CUUAACCCAUUCUUAAUCAUAAUUGAAACAGUAAUAAUUUCAGUUCGUGAAUUCACACUAUCGUUCCGAUUAGCCGCAAACAAGAGGGCUGGACAUAUUGUAUUAAGACUAUUAGGAACUUACUUAGCCCUAACUAUAUCAUCAUCUACAUUUAAUUCUGCUAUAUUAAUACUUAUCUCCUCUGGAUACAUUAUAUUUAAAUUUGCUAUUUGCCUAAUUCAAGCAUAUAUUUUCUGUCUCUUACUAUCCCUAUACACAGAUGAUCAC
Molecule: messenger RNA, 267 nt
Organism: Helobdella robusta
Lineage: Eukaryota; Metazoa; Annelida; Clitellata; Rhynchobdellida; Glossiphoniidae
Exons: 1
Biological process (GO): proton motive force-driven ATP synthesis
Molecular function (GO): proton transmembrane transporter activity
Source: RefSeq, a predicted model, not a curated record